Molecule: messenger RNA, 2208 nt
Organism: Penicillium diatomitis
Lineage: Eukaryota; Fungi; Ascomycota; Eurotiomycetes; Eurotiales; Aspergillaceae
Gene: medA
Product: transcriptional regulator medA
Exons: 3
Coding region: 1-2208 (735 amino acids)
Cellular component (GO): nucleus
Source: RefSeq, a predicted model, not a curated record
AUGGAGCCCGAUGGGAAACCUCCACGACGAGCACUCCAUCUUCAAGCAUCACAAUUCGGGGAAGAGUCCCAGUUCGUCGGUGCGUUUUCAGACGGCCUGUGGGCCAAGUCUGAGUCUGUUCUGCCUAUGUCCAGCUUCCAAAAGCCUGCCGCCGGCUCCAUACUGGAUUACGCCUCUACGCGGUCUUUGCAGGAUGCCGGAUCCUACUCGACGUACGGCCAGUCACCUUACGUGGCUUCGUCUCUAGUCCCGUCCCCGAUGGCCGACCAGGCAAGUCAGAUUUCUGACUGUGUUCCAUACAUCCCCGGUCAGGAUUUUGCCACUUCAUAUGAAGAGGCGCCGUCCCCCAUGAUGGGCGCCCGGCCACGACAGGCGCCCGAGGUCCUCACUUACAGCCCCCAGCGGGGCAUCGAAGGUGCCCGAGUGGUGGUGCAGAUCCAGUCUCCAUUUGAUCUGCACAGCUCGUGCUAUGGCGCCCUGUAUCUGGUGUUUGGCACCAAGCGAUGCGAAUGUAACCCGCAUUUCCUGGGUUUCCAGGGCGCAAACUUCCAAUACUGCCUGUCUGUGGAUGCUCCGCCUUUCUCCGCCACGGGUUCUUCUUCCAUUGCCGUUCCUUUGCAAAUCGUGCUCGAGGCUCAGAAUGACAGCCAGCCUACCACCUUGCACGUUGGUGUUUUCACCUAUGAUCGGUUAUCGCGCCCUUCGCCUGACGCGGAGAGCCGCAAGCGCAAAUUCUCGAACAACUCGGACAACCUUCAAGCCAACUCCUCAUCUUUCAAAAGAUUUGCUGGCCCUCAAUCCGUGCUCAACGCGGAGCGCAAUGACAAUUACACUUACCGAGAUGGCCGCUGUGUCUCCUAUUCGCCUUACAUGCAGACUCUUCCGGGCAUGACAGCCUUCGGCCAUCACCUCCCCGCUGCUGCUUCGCCUCGCAGCGGCCCCGUUCAGUUCACGGCAGGCGCGGCCGCUUCACAGCCGGGAUUCCGUGCACCUUCCCCCUUGACCUCCACUUGGGGCCCCUCUUUCAUCCCGGGACCUCAUGAUCUCCGAGGCCAGAGCCUCGGUAUCGGCCACCCUACGCCGCAACACCGGAGACCGUCUCCAGCCCGAACACCCAGUACAGGGAACCCAACCUUGAUCCGCACUUCUACACUGCAGCAAGCGAGUGGACUCGGCAACAGUGCCAGCUUCAACCCCUAUGCCAUGUAUCCGACCAAAGCGGUCCUCAAGUUGAACGGCGAUCUGAACUCCAUGGCCGUCGGCUGGUCAACAGAGGAGCGCCAGUCUCAGCGUCGUCUCGUGCAAUUUACUCGCUCGCAGAAUGGCAGCACCAUCAAUGCUGACUUCAAACCAGUCACCCCCGAAGAGCGCGCCCCCAAUAGCAUCUGCAUCAGCUGCAUUCACUGGGAAGGAAAGGAUGAGUGUUUUGUCACCAGUGUGGACACUAUCUACCUGCUAGAAUCCCUGGUUGCUGUUCGCUUCACCGUCGAGGAGAAGAAUCGCAUUCGCCGAAACCUUGAAGGGUUCCGCCCCUUGACAGUCUCCAAAGCCAAGGCAGACAGCGAGGAAUUCUUCAAAGUGAUCAUGGGAUUUCCUGCCCCCAAGCCGCGAAAUAUUGAGAAGGAUGUCAAGGUGUUCCCCUGGAGUAUCCUCUCCGAGGCUUUGAGAAAGAUCAUUGGCAAAUACGUAAGUUCGUCCCUGUCUGUGCUCCUUCACCAUGUGAGAAGUGGUCUUUUGCUAAUCCAUGUUUCUUCGAUCCUUCAGUCUGCCAGUUAUUCCUCCACCGCAGGUGUACUACCCGCUUCGAUGAGCAACUUUGCUGCACACGGCAACGGCUCCGAUUCAGGUACUGAGCCUCACACUGUGCCCUCCCCGCCUUCUCUUUCAGACGCUGGAAAUGCAAGCACCUACGCACAUCACGCGAUAUCGGCUCCUGUUUAUGUAUCGCAAUCCGACCAUGUCUGCGCUCCGAUGAGUGGUCCCGUUGAAUACCGCUCCAUUAUGCCUCCAAUCAGCCAGCCCUAUACGUCGAUCGGCACAUACUCGUACCCUCCAAUCUCUCACCCAGCUCAUGGCCACAGUCUGAUGGCACCUGCUCGCACAACGUGGGAGCUUCAUGGCAUGGGCGCCUCGGCCCCGACCACCAGCGCUACUUACACCUAUCUUGAUCAGGGGUAUCCCGUGCAUGAUGCUCCUCAGGGUCGCUAA